UCCACUUACUGAGACAUCAGGCACCAGCCAGAGUGUAGCAGCCAAAGUGUUCUUCGCAAGUGUUGGCCAAAUCAGAUUGUCCACGUCGAGCGUUCAUUCAUCUAUUUUUGAUUCAGUCAUUUGCUUUCUACUGUAUAAUACAGUAUAUGUGUACAGCAGCCAAAGUGUUCUUCGCAGGUAUUGGCCAAUGAUUUCAUGCCGAGCUUGAUUGAGUAGCCAAUGAGGAAGGCCGUGGUACCUGAUUGGUCAAGCUUCUGGGUCAGCUGACCCCGGGGGAAGUUAUAAAUGGAUGGCGGCAGCCGGAGUAAUGAUUCGUCCGUUGCAGUGUCAUUUGUGUGUUCACGUCGCUAUAUAUUUGUAUGUUUGUCACCUAAUUUAUGAAAAGGAAACUAUCCAAGUUUAAUUUAUUUGCGUGCUAACUAUAAGGUGAGUUUUUGAUUUGUGUGUGGUUGUCAAAUUCGGUUCCAUUGAUUACCCUCCCAACACACUCUCACGCCCCCGCCCCCAAGAGUGGUGAAGAAACGGCGUCAAAAUGGUUGCCACAAGCACCUUGAAGCCCAAAUCAAACGAGUGCACCUGCGACGUGGCUGAGUGGAGAAACGACCAGACUUCCUUCGAAAAAGAACCGGAUUUUUGGGAGCCCUGGUGGGCCGAGACCCAGAGGAAUUCGGAAGCCACCAAGGACAGAAGCUGUCUCUGGCUGGCCAAAAUGCUGGAGAGCUGCCUGUCGCGAGCCAAAAGGUCGACCCUCCACUGUGCCACCGUGCUGGUCCCGGAGCAGCUAACGCGGCGGAUCGCAGGGCAAAUGCUGCGGCUGGCAUCCUGCGAGCCGUGCGGCCUGCGCGGCUGCGUCCUGGACGUCGUCCUGGAAAUGGACAAGGGCUGCAAGCGACUGGAGCGCUUGGUUUACGACGCCAGCGUGGUUCCCACCUUUGAGCUGACUCUAGUGUUCAAGCAGGAUGCCGCCGUCUGGCCCAGCUUGCGCGACUUGCUUUUCAUGGGCACCUGUUUCGCGCCGUCCUUUAGACGCGCGCUAAAACUGAGUCGAGGCUUCCGACUUGUCAAGAAAAAACUUUACUCCUCUUCGGGUGGCACAGUGAUCGAGGAGUGCUGAACUACGGGAUACAUACAUGCUCUUUGCCUCAGUUGUAAAAUGUACACUGCUUACAGUGCACAUAAAAAGUGCACACUCCGCUGUUUAAAUGUGAGGUUUUUAUGAUAUAAAAAUAUAAAACCAUGAUAAAUAAUUUCAAAACUUUUUCCACCUUUUAAUGUGAAUUAAAACAUGUCCAGUGCAAUCGAGGAAAAAAAAAACAUUUGGAGAUUAUGUAAAUACCCGGACUUUGAAUGUGAUUCAUUCUGAAUACAUCCCUAUUUUCAGAGGGUGUGCGCACUUCUGCAACCGCUGUUUUCCUCCAAUUUAUUUUUACAGGCCUUAAGUCACAUGAAGGGUGGAAAAAGUUAUAUACUGGUAUAUCUUAUUUUCAUAUCACCAAACUCAAGUUUGAUCAAGGGUGUGUCGACUUUUUCAAUGGCUUGCAUGUUGAUUCUAUUUGCUCACGUUCCUGUCCGCAGUUUUCAUAUUUGCGUCACAUUUUUGAACUUCUCUACAGCAAUGACGUUCUCAGGCAUUUUUUAAAGAUUAAUUUGGCUUUGUCGAUCUGAUGACUGCUUGGCAACAGUCAACAUGACUUUGAAUAGCAGGCCUCAUUGCACUCGUGACUUUUUUUUUUUAAUGUCAUUUUUCCACAGCCACGCAAGUUUCGUCUACAUUUAAUCGCACUUUUAAAUCCGUGUUUGCUUUUGAUUGAAAUCGUUUUGCUGUUUCGUAGACUAUAAAACAUUUCGACCU
Molecule: messenger RNA, 1852 nt
Organism: Hippocampus comes (tiger tail seahorse)
Lineage: Eukaryota; Metazoa; Chordata; Actinopteri; Syngnathiformes; Syngnathidae
Product: DNA damage-inducible transcript 4-like protein
Exons: 2
Coding region: 533-1114 (193 amino acids)
Biological process (GO): negative regulation of signal transduction
Cellular component (GO): cytoplasm
Source: RefSeq, a predicted model, not a curated record